Messenger RNA from Anoplophora glabripennis (Asian longhorned beetle), 2233 nucleotides. Its product is annotated as angiopoietin-related protein 1-like. Lineage: Eukaryota; Metazoa; Arthropoda; Insecta; Coleoptera; Cerambycidae. The record is from RefSeq and is a predicted model, not a curated record. The coding region runs from base 501 to 1652 and encodes 383 amino acids. The transcript is spliced from 7 exons.
CAUUUGUUUGUUUUCUCACGUUUCCAUAGUUAUAUAAAACACAUUAUUAUUAACAUAAUUUGUAUCUUCUAAGUUCUACAUAAUUGGAAUAUUUUGUAAUUUUUUUAAAAUUAUGAAUAGUACAGCAAUAAACAAAGUAAAAUGUUUAUUUAUUUAAAAAGAAUUUAAUAAAUAUUAGAGUUAUUAAUCUGACUAAUUACAGAGAACAAAAAUAUAGGUAAAUACAUAUUUUCCAAUUUAUACAUUUUUAUGAAUAUAAAUAUCUAUAUACAGUUAUCAUCAUUGCACUACAUACCUGUAAUUAUAUUUAUAAUUUACAAACUAGAUUUGCUCAAUUUACAAACCAAAUAUAUGUUUACUAUCUGCUUGUUUUAUUUUAAAUGUUUUUUUUAUGUAUUAUAUAAUAAGAUAAUUAAAGAUCUUCUUCCUGUGACCACAGUAUAAAAAGGCGGCUCUGAUAAACUGAUUACCACUUUUUAAAACUAACCUCUUCUGCAACAAUGGAUACAAUUCGGUUAACUAACAUUGUGAUCCUUAUUGGAGUAUUUCUUACGAGACAUAUAAAAGCCAGUAAUGCAACUUUUUCAGCACCAAAGUCUUUAUUGCCAAAAGUGAAGAGUAACCAGGAAAACUCGUGUGACGUAAAUUCCAAUGGUUUCGAUAUUCAUUUGACUGUGGAAUCCAGUAAAAUUUCAUCGAACUUUCGUGAUGAAAUUAUCGCAGUACUAAAGGAUUUCAAUAAGGGUACAAACUGUGUAACGGAAGAGAAGUCAGAAGAGGAAAGUCCUAUAUUAUCACGUUCUAUAGAAUUAGGAAAUUUAGAGGCAAAGUUGGAUUAUAUAUCUACAAAAUUUCAAACCAUUGAGAAAGCACUUGAAGACAUUCAAACCGAUUAUAAAAAAUUGAGUCUCAGUAUUGAAGAGAAAACUACAGAUCUAGGAAAAGUGACGUCAGUAGGUGUACGUUGUAGUUCUUGUAACAAAGCACCGAAAAACCGAACAAGUUAUCCUAAGAGCUGCAAAGAAAUUCAACGAAAUGGUAAUAACGUAACAGGAAUUUACGAAAUACAGCCCAGACACUCGAAAAAACCCUUUCCGGUAUUGUGUGACAUGAACAUAAGGGACGGGGGUUGGACUCACAUACAGAAAAGAUUUGACGGAUCGCAGGACUUUAAUCUCGAAUGGCGGGAUUAUAAAUUCGGUUUUGGGAAUUUGGAAGGAGAAUUCUGGUUGGGACUGGAGAAAAUAUAUUCAUUGACAGGUUUCGAACCAGCAGAACUCUUGGUGGAAGUAGUAGACAGAGGGGGUGUGUCCGCUUAUGCUCAUUAUAAUUCCUUCGGAAUAGGGCCUGAGACAGGGGCUUACAAACUGGAACGUCUUUCAGGAUUUAGUGGAGACGCUGGAGACUCCUUGACUCAUCAUUUUGGAGAAAAGUUCAGUACAAAAGACAUCGACUUUACAAAGAGACGUUGCGCCACACUGCAUCUUGGAGGUUGGUGGUUUCGUAACUGUCUCUGGAGCAAUCUCAAUGGAAAAUGUUUGAACAUUGACCUACCCCUUACAACAUUUUAUUAUGUGGGAUCGUACUGGUAUACGUACAAAGACGAGAAUUGCCUUUCUGCGUCUAGGAUGCUAGUUAGACCCGUCAAUUAAAGGACUACCCGUAAAAGAAAUCCUCAUGGAGAGAAUAAUAAUUUUCUGAUAUUAAUAAAAAUUACAUAUUAUAUAAUAUAUUCUUAUAAUCUAUGUAUAAAGAAAGGGUUAUUCCACUUUAAAUACAUUACAUUUACGUUACAUUUUUAUUACAAAGAAAACUAUAUUUCCAUCAAUGUAAGUAAUGUCAAUUUAGCUUUCAUCACUUUAAAUUUCUUUUCACAUCACGGUUUUUAUAUAGUUGUAACGUCUUUCUCCCUUUAAGAGCCAAAUUGACAAUAAUGAUUCACUAGUACUUUAUUUUAUCUUUAAGCACCUUAAUAAUAAUUGUCAGUAAAUAUUCUCAAAUUUCCUAGUAGAAAAGUUCUUAUGCAAAAUUAAUUUGUUUUAUACUGUGAAAUAUUCCUUCAAUAACGAAUUAAAAUCCAAAAAUGGCACAAGAAGAAAAAAUAAAUUUGAUAGGGGUAUAUCUACAGGACAUAUUUCCGUUACCAUUUAUCAAAUGGUAACGGAAACAUGUCUCUAAACUAUCUGUUUUUACGGGUAUAAAAAGCGGUUCUGAUAAAACAUCAAAUUUGGUC